This is a messenger RNA of Onthophagus taurus, 1371 nucleotides long. It is a transcript of the gene Alg2, whose product is annotated as alpha-1,3/1,6-mannosyltransferase Alg2. Gene Ontology annotation, molecular function: GDP-Man:Man(1)GlcNAc(2)-PP-Dol alpha-1,3-mannosyltransferase activity. Gene Ontology annotation, biological process: dolichol-linked oligosaccharide biosynthetic process. The record is from RefSeq and is a predicted model, not a curated record. Lineage: Eukaryota; Metazoa; Arthropoda; Insecta; Coleoptera; Scarabaeidae. Gene Ontology annotation, cellular component: endomembrane system.
UUUGAGGUUAUUUUUUUAUGGAAACUUAUUUAAUUAUUUUUUUAUAAUAAAAGAAAAUGGUGAAGGUAAAAAGUUUAAAAGUAGCAUUUUUCCACCCUGAUUUGGGAAUUGGUGGUGCAGAAAGAUUGGUUUUGGAUUUAGCAAUAGCUCUGUCUGAUCAAGGAAUGGAAGUGAGCUUCAUAACGAAUCAUUUCAAUAAAAACCACGCUUUUGAAGAAUUAAAAGCUGAUAAAUAUCCUGUUACGGUAAUUGGGGAUUGGAUUCCAAGGAGUAUUUUUGGUUAUUUCCAAGCACUUUGUGCUUACAUUAGAAUGAUGUAUCUUGCAUUAAUUUAUGUAAUCUUCUUUAAGUAUGUGGAUGAAUCAGAUGCCUUUAUUGUUGAUCAAAUCCCAAUGGCAGUUCCAUUUUUAAAGAAAUUCACUAAUAAGAGGGUUAUUUAUUAUUGCCAUCACCCCGAUUUACUUGGAAGUACUCCUGGAGGAGUUUUGAAGCGUUUGUAUCGAAAACCCAUAGAUUUUAUUGAACGAAAAGGGACGGAAAUGUCUGAUGUUAUUUUAGUCAACAGUAACUAUACAAGUGAAGUGUUUCACAGGACUUUUUCUGGGGUUAAAAAGGAUUUAAAGAUUGUUUAUCCCACUAUAUCAAACUUGUUUCUAAAUAAUUUAAAAAAAAUUAAAAAGAAAUCAAUCCAAGAACUUAACGAUUUAUUAAAAACAAAUAUGGUAGAUAAUUCCACUUUGUUUUUAUCAAUAAAUCGAUUUCAUCCAGCGAAAAAACUCGAAUUAUCAAUAGAAGGUUUAUAUAACCUCAAAAAAAACACCCAAAAACAAUUCCAUUUAAUCAUCGCUGGAGGUUAUGAUCCAAAUUCGACAAUAAAUAAAAUUUAUUUCAACAAAUUAAUGGAAUUAACUCAAAAAUUGAGGUUAGAAUCUAAUAUAACCUUUUUAAAGUCACCUUCGGAUGAUUUAAAAUCUAAAUUAUUAGUUUCUUGUGAUUGUUUACUUUACACACCGAUUAACGAGCAUUUCGGAAUUGUUCCAUUGGAAGCAAUGGCUGCUGGGAAAGUUGUGAUAGCAUGUAAUAGUGGGGGGCCGAAGGAAACUGUCGAAAAUAAUGUUACUGGGUAUUUAUGUGAAGCUACAGAUGAAGGUUUUUCUGGAGCUAUGUUAAAAGUUUUGGGGGAUGAUGCGAAAAGGACCAAAAUGGGGAGAGAAGGUUUAAACCGGCUACAAAAAAUGUUUGGGUGGGAAAAGUUUUGUUCUGAUGUAAUGGGUGUUGUUAUGGAUGUGGUUUGUGGUGAUAAUAAUAAAAAGAAUUUAUAAGAAUUUGUUAUUUUUUUAUUAAAUUAAAAAUAAAUAAUUUUUUUUCAUU